AUGUCCACUUUAGAGGACCUGAGCCUGGUUUCUGCUUGGCUGCCUACUUCAGAGCUUCUUACAUCUUUUCAGGAGGCAGUCAUUGAUAAGUUUGACUACGUCUUCGCAGAGAACGGCACAGUGCAAUACAAGAACGGGCAGCUGGUCUCCAAGCAGGCCAUUCAGGACCACUUAGGGGAAGAGCUGCUGCAAGAUCUAAUCAACUUCUGUCUCAACUACAUGGCACUGCUGAAGCUGCCCAAGAAACGAGGAACCUUCAUCGAGUUCCGCAAUGGGAUGCUGAACAUCUCCCCCAUCGGCCGCAGCUGCACCCCCGAGGAGCGGAUCGAGUUCUCCGAGCUGGACAAGAAGGAGCGGAUCCGGGAGAAGUUUGUGGCAGCACUGCAGAGGGAGUUUGCUGGCAAAGGCCUGCGUUUCUCUCGAGGUGGCAUGAUCAGCUUUGACGUCUUCCCAGAGGGCUGGGACAAGCGCUACUGCCUGAACGUGCUGGAUGACGAGAGGUUUGACACCAUCCACUUCUUUGGGAAUGAGACAACUCCUGGAGGGAACGAUUAUGAAAUCUAUGAUGAUCCCCGCACGGUGGGACACAGUGUCCAGUCCCCCCAGGACACCGUCCAGAGAUGCCGUGAAAUCUUCUUUCCAGAGAGAGCAAACGAGUGCUGACUGCCAGGUUUCCCACAGCCCUGCCCCAGCCCAACCCUCUCCCCACUCCAGGAAAAGCACCUUCGUUUGAGGAAUCUGCUCAGGGUAGACCAAAAAGAAACCACUUUCUGGAGCUGGUCAGGAUGUGAC
Molecule: messenger RNA, 792 nt
Organism: Chaetura pelagica (chimney swift)
Lineage: Eukaryota; Metazoa; Chordata; Aves; Apodiformes; Apodidae
Gene: PMM1
Product: phosphomannomutase 1
Exons: 7
Coding region: 1-663 (220 amino acids)
Biological process (GO): protein N-linked glycosylation; mannose metabolic process; GDP-mannose biosynthetic process
Cellular component (GO): cytosol
Molecular function (GO): phosphomannomutase activity
Source: RefSeq, a predicted model, not a curated record